Messenger RNA from Prunus armeniaca (apricot), 507 nucleotides. NCBI's taxonomy places the organism in Eukaryota, Viridiplantae, Streptophyta, Magnoliopsida, Rosales, Rosaceae. The record is from the annotation of a GenBank genome assembly.
AUGGCCACUGUUGAGGUUGCACCAGCAGCAACGUUGCAAGAAAAUGAGGCAAAGACAGUUGAGGUGAUCAAGACUGAGGAGAAAACUCCGGAAGAGCCUGUGGCUGCAGCACCAGCUGCUGUCCCCGAGUCUGAGGCUGCAACCACCGAAGAGCCAAAGGAAACCACACCAGUAGAAGCAGAAGCAGAAGCAGAGGCAGAGGCACCUGCUGCUCCUGAAGCUGAAGCUCCAGUUCCAGCUGAAGUUGAGACCAAGGAGGUGGCAGAGGAACCCAAGGCUGCUGAGGCUGAGGCAGAGGAGCCAGCAGCAACAGAAACAGAGAAAACAGAGAAAACAGAGGCAGAAGAGCCCAAAGAGGUCACAGCAGCGGAGCCUGUUGCUGCUGUUGCAGAGGAGACCAAAGAAGAGACCACCGAAAGUGCUGAGACACCAGCAGCUCCUCCUGCAGAGGAAGAGAAAGCAGAGGAAGCUACCACAGAUGUUCCGGUCGAGAAGACAGAGGAGUAG